This is a messenger RNA of Dujonia railenensis, 930 nucleotides long. The record is from the annotation of a GenBank genome assembly. Lineage: Eukaryota; Fungi; Ascomycota; Pichiomycetes; Serinales; Debaryomycetaceae.
AUGAAACUUGCAGUUCUACUCUCUAUCCUCCCAGCUGCCUUGGCUUUCAUGGAUGCUGGUGCAUUCUUUUCUUCAAAAUCAGAUGGUUCGGGACUCAGAAAAUUGACUCUUGUUGAAUCUGAGUAUGUGGACUCAAUCACCAAUGACCUAUCAUCUUUAGCAUGUUCCAGUGAUGAAAAAUUGGUUAUCCACCGUGUAUCCGAUUUAUCAGUAAGGUCAUUACACAAGCAAUUGAACCUGAAGGUCAAGAGCGGGUUGUUUGCUAAGUAUGUCCACUACGACUCUCCAGAAGCCUUGGAAUUGCCGUUAUCAACCCAAUGCAAAGGUAACCAAAUUAGAUAUGUUGAUGCUGAUAACGAUGCAUCUACUUCUAUUGGGGAUGAGUCUGUUUUGGUGAUCAACUACGCUGAUGCAACUGACCUUGACUUCGAGCCAAAGGACGGAUCCAAUUUUAUCAUACAGGUAUUACCCUCCUUCAGCAAACCUGAAUCCACAUUGGAAGGCCUCAAACAUUAUGUAGAAGACCAAGUCAAGGAAAACUUCCACGUUGAGUUGGAUUUCGAUGACUUCAACAAAAGAGAUGAAGACUUAGAAAAAUACGAAGAUGAUGAGUUUAACCACCUUGUUGAAGAAGUUGAAGAAGAUUUCAGAGCAGCUGAAUCUUACAUCAUGAAGGAAGGCAACGACUUGCCAGUGAACAUCAUGGAAACUGAAGACAAGCCAAAGGCGUCUUCCACUGCCACCCCCAGCACCUAUCCUAACAACUUAUUCACAAACUACGAAUUUUUCACCCCAGGUAUCUUUUCAUGUCUCCUAGUAUCUGGAAUUCUCGUUGGUAUCUUGUACACUGCCUUGACGUGGCUUACUAGUUUGGAAAUCAGUUACAAGUCUUUCGACAAGCAAAUUGAUUUUGAGAAAAAGACAGAGUAA